CGUAUUAAGCUGAUCAUAUUGUCCUAUUCCAUCUGCGAUGCACCGCCAUAUCUCGCCAAGCAACUUGAGUGCUCAGCCACCUCGGCGGCGCAUUAGCUAGUAGUAGCAACUUCAUAGUCGCAAGCUCGGGAGAGGGGACGAGAGAUUCCCACAAGGAACCACACCAUUCACCACAGCCCCCCAUCCCGUUGGCUUCCAUAGUCAAUAAAUUCUGCUCUUCGUCUACCGUCGCGUCUUGAAAUCUUCUCUUAAUCUUCCCAGGCAUCGCUGAUUUCUGACAUACCCCAGCUUCUACCCCGCCCUCUUUCUACUACCCCUCCACUGAUUUUGGAUCGCGUAACGUCCGCAUCUCCGUGUCAAGUUUAAUACGCCAUGUCGUAUCCAAACUACCCGCCAUAUGGGCAACCCCCUCCUCAGCAAGGUGGCUACUACCAGCAGCCGCCUCCCCAAGGCCAAUACCCACCUGCUCAGGGCCAAUACUACCAGCAGCCUGGGCAGUACCCUCCUCCCCAGCAGGGUGGCUACCAACAACCGCCUCCGCCGAACCAGUACGGCUCACCCGCGCCACCACCACAGCCUUAUGGUGCUCCUCCGCCAGGCCCGUACGGCCAACCACCUCCCCACCAGCAAGCUUAUGGCCAGCCGCCACCUCCGCAACCCUAUGGCGCACCGCAGGGCCAGUACGGCCACGGCCCCCCGCCAGCGCCAUACGGGCAGCCGCCACCGGGUCAAUACGGUGCGCCUCCGCAGCAGUACGGAGCGCCUCCGCCGCAGCAAUAUGGCGGCUACCCUCCGACCCCGGCGUCGCUCGGCUACGGCCCUCCGCAGAUCAUACAGUGGAAUGGAGACGCGGACGCGAAUGCCCUGCGUUCUGCGAUGAAGGGGUUCGGAACGGACGAGAAGGCGCUGAUCCGCACCCUUGCGACCAAGGACCCGCUACAGGUGAACACCAUCCGGGACGCGUACCAGCGCCUGCACAGGCGCGACCUCGUGUCCGACAUCAAGAGCGAGGUGAGCGGGUGGUUCGAGGCGGGCCUGGUGGCGCUGGUGCGCGGCCCGCUGCUCCAUGACGUCUUCAUGUUGUACGACGCCACGGACGGGCCUGGCACCAAGGAGAAGGUGCUCAACGACGUACUUCUCGGCAGGUCCAACGCCGACAUCAACGCCAUCAAGAGCACGUACCAGCGUGUCUUCGGAACGAGGCUCGAGGACGUGAUCCGCGGCGACCUAAGCAUGAAGACGGAGCGGCACUUCAUGAUCGUGCUGCAGGCCCAGCGCGCCGAGGACUCGGCCCCCGUCAUCCCGGCCGAGAUUGGCCGCGACGUCGGCGAUCUGUACAAUGCCACCGAGGGCAUGGUCGGCACCGACGAGGUGAAGGUCUGCAGUAUUUUAAGCACGAGGAACGAUAACCAGAUCCGGGCUAUUGCGCAGGAGUAUCGACAGAAGUACGCCAAGAAUUUGGAAGACGUCAUUCGAAAGGAGUUUUCUGGCCACAUGGAGGACGCUCUGCUUUACCAGUUGCGCCACGCCCUGGAUAAAUUCAUGCACCAGGCACAGCUGCUCGAGGACGCUAUGGCGGGUCUUGGCACCAAGGACCAUCUCCUCGUGAGCCGCGUGGUCCGCUCCCACUGGGACCGUGAUAACAUGGCCAACGUCCGCGGCGCAUACGAGAGGCGUUACCACAAGAAUCUGGCUAGCCGGAUCAAGGGUGAGACUAGCGGCGACUACGAGAGGUUGAUGCUAGCCUGCAUUGGAGAGCCUGUCUGAUGGGACCGCGGAGGAGGAAGGCUUGGUGGCUACCUAUCGAGGACGGGUAUGAAUAGACGUCAGUAAAGGACUACUUGUAUGAGUGCACUUAUGUGAAUGGGCGGAAUCUUCGCCGGCUUACAAGUCUCCGAGUUGCGGUGCCGGACAAGACGGCUAAUACGUUGCUUCCUUAACUGCAAGUGUAAUACCAAGUUGCCUUUGACUUAUUGAGGGGCCUCGAACUUGUAUACUUUAUGUUUUCUACUAGUCGCCUAGCCCCGUAGUAUGUCACCGAAGAAAUGUUGGCACUCUGGUGGGAAGCAUCGGCACACAGUUGGGGACGUGGGGUUGUCGAGACACUAACAGAUAUACUCUGGAUUUCCCGGUGCCCAAGAUAAGGGCUCAGGUAUCCGUCCACAAACCUCAUGCCUCCGAAGUUGCCCCAUAUUUGCCAAUAGUCUGAAACGUUUCCGAGUUGGGUUUCUGAGGCAGCCUGCAG
Molecule: messenger RNA, 2245 nt
Organism: Phialemonium atrogriseum
Lineage: Eukaryota; Fungi; Ascomycota; Sordariomycetes; Cephalothecales; Cephalothecaceae
Exons: 3
Coding region: 373-1767 (464 amino acids)
Cellular component (GO): cytoplasm
Molecular function (GO): calcium ion binding; calcium-dependent phospholipid binding
Source: RefSeq, a predicted model, not a curated record